CCCUUUUGUCCGCUUGCAGCCGAGUUAUUUCCUGCAAGCCUUGUGCCACUGUGAUGCAAAGGAACUUGAAGGCCACAUAAUUAGCGGUUACGUUGGGCCGCCAAGGACGCCAAGCAGGUUAUAUGACUCCAGUCUAGGUAGUCGCACAACAGAUCCUAGCAUUCAAUCAUCCAUUGCAGUUGGUUCAACAAUAAAUAGCCUUAUACUUUCGAAUCAUUUAUGGCAGGGACGCGGGCUUUGAUUACAGAAGAACCAAAUAAUGAGGUGAAGUUCUUGAUUGGGAAAGAGUUUUUUGGUGACGGGUUCUCCCACACAGAUGGAUUCGCACGAUUUGCCUCGUACUUUGAAUUUCACGCGAAGGAAGUUAGGGAACUCCAAUUCAGCCGUUUCCAGGGAGCGAAUCAGACUGCAGAGCUUGCCAUCAAAACUUAUCAGGAUUUGGCUGAUGUUAUUCACGUUCUUCGCGAGAAUCCAGCCUACACCCGUCCAGAUAUCCGCGCGGAACUGCAAAAGAAGCUCUCGCAUAAUGGAGAUGUAGCCAUUAAUAGAGCGAUUGACAUAUGUUUAAGGUGGUGGCUCAUGCUCAAUUUGCGAGAAGAUAUGUUUAAGGGACUUGGAAGUGGCCGACCGAGCUUUCAAUGGGACGACAGCACGCAGUUAAGGAACUACGUGGGCGAACUGUUCCCACGAUCCAAAUGGCAACUAGGUCGCAAGGAAAGCCGCCUCGCUCCUGAAUUCACUGUGGCCUAUAUGCACAAUGUUUGUAAACUCAGGAUACGUUGGACGUCAAGCCUAGAAGAUCACUUGCGACUACAAAUUAGGGACGAGAAGACCUUGUGGAUUUUCCCCUACAAGGCUUGUCUUGUGGCCUGGCUUCACGGCAGAAACAGCAACAAGGAUGCAUGCGCUUCACUGCUAUCCCGCGAACUCCUUAGGGAGACGAUUCGUUCAUUGAACCUACUAUUUCCAGUGGGUACCAAGGCGGACGACACUGAGAAGUUUCUCCACGAGGAGGCCCAAACUUUUCAGUCUAUUGGACCAUUUGAAUCCUCAAAUUCACUGAUGGAUUUCGAUCACUGGAGAGACAGACUAUUGGACUUACAUGAAAUGGUCUUUUUGAAUCAGCCAUUUACCAUAAAGCGCUUUUGGCAAGGGCUGCAAGAUCCUGAGAAGUUCAUGAAUUUCUGGGUCGUGCUAGUCCUGAUCUCCGGCUUAACACUUGUUUCCACCAUUGCGAGCAUCAUACAGGCGGUGAAGGCUUUCCAGGCUUGA
Molecule: messenger RNA, 1272 nt
Organism: Cladophialophora immunda
Lineage: Eukaryota; Fungi; Ascomycota; Eurotiomycetes; Chaetothyriales; Herpotrichiellaceae
Exons: 2
Coding region: 220-1272 (350 amino acids)
Source: RefSeq, a predicted model, not a curated record